This is a messenger RNA of Sinocyclocheilus rhinocerous, 2841 nucleotides long. Its product is annotated as caldesmon, smooth muscle-like. Gene Ontology annotation, biological process: signal transduction. The transcript has 12 exons. Bases 170 to 1648 code for a protein of 492 amino acids. NCBI's taxonomy places the organism in Eukaryota, Metazoa, Chordata, Actinopteri, Cypriniformes, Cyprinidae. The record is from RefSeq and is a predicted model, not a curated record. Gene Ontology annotation, molecular function: actin binding.
GAGUGUGACUAAAGCCAGUCUCUGAAACCAGAUCGGGUGCCGCGUGGAUCUCUCCUCAAAAGCUGAGCGUCCAAGGAAAGAGCGUCAGCGUCUGUGAGGGAGUCUUUGUGAAUCAGAUUCCACGGAAUACAAAACUUCCAAGAAUUCCAAGCUCGGAGAAGAAAGAACAAUGUCAAGUGCAAUCGUGAGACGAAGCUCCAGUAAGCAAGGCUUGCAGAACCUCCUGAGAGUGACGGCCCAGCGAAGUAUCGAAGAUGCUGAGGAGAUCGAGAGAGAAAGGCGACGUCGGGCCCGGGAGGCUUUCCGCAACCAGCAAAGCCUAUCUGGAUCUGCUGGUUCCCCUCAGGACAGUGUGAACCCACCUGAGACCGGCCUCUAUGAAAGUGAACUCAAACCCAGCUGCCCUAUUGCUGUGGAUGAGGAUGAAGGUUUCAGCGACUGGACCCAGAAGCUGGAACGGAGAACACGGUCCAGAAUGGAUGAGAACGGCAGUGGAGAACAGCCACAACAGGAGGAGAAAGACGUGAAUGCAAGAUCUAGACAAAGUGAGAAAAGCAGCUUCACCACUUCCAUACAGUAUCAGCAAACGCAGGACCGAGAAGAAGAGGAGAAAAGACCGGAGGGGAGGAGGAGCGCUGAGAGACGAACAGAGAUCAGUGAGAGGGUUAGCAGUCAGAGACCAGAGGAAUGUUGUCUGAGCCUACCCCCGUUUUCCUGUUCUCCACUCUUCUCCAGCAGGACUGUAGAUGUAAAUCAGGCCUUUGAGACUAAGAAAGACAUGCACGCUGGUCUGGAGACCAAGCUGAAGCUGGAGAAGAUCAGACAUAGCCACCAGGAGAAGGAGCAGCUACAGCAGCGUCAGGCCGAGGCUGAGCUGGAGCUGGAGGAACUGAAGAAGAAGAGAGAGGAAAGACGCAAGGCUCGCGAAGAGGAUGAGCUGAGGAGAGAGGAAAAGGAACAGAAGAAACUAGUCAAAAAAGAGGAGGACAAGAGGCAGAUGAAGGAGGACAUUGAGAGGAGGAGGAUGGAAGCAGCAGAGAAGAGAAUGAAGAAUCUCAACAUCACUUCUACAGAUGGUGAUGACCCAUUUAACCCUCUAAACCCCACAAGUCCAGCUUUCAAGAUCACUGAGAGAACAGAAUCCUUGAAUCGAUCUUUAAAGAAGAGUAACAGUUUCAAGAAGACCCAGAGACCUGUACUCCUGCCCAAGAUCGAUGACAAACUGGAACAAUACACACAUGCAGUCGAGAUCUCCUCUAAAGAAGCAAAGAUGACUAAGGCAGCAGUAGUGGACCUGCCUAAUGUCUCUGCUCCGGUGGCCUCCAAAAAAAGCCUGUUUGAAGUGGGAGAGGCCUGGAGUCAAAGCAGCCCAAAAGGAACACCUUUGAAGGAUACAGACUGUGUGAAAGUGGGUGUAGCAAACCUGAUCAACCAUUGGGUGAAAGGAAGUCCAGAAGGCGGGAACAGACACUUCCUCUCCACACCAUCUGAUGUUAAACCUGGAGAUGUUCUGCAGAAAAAGAACAUGUGGGAAAUUAUUGGAGAAGGUUCUGCAGCCGAGAGGCCGGGACUGGGAGGAAAGGCCUCCUCCUCGGGUAAACGAUGCAAGUUUGUUGUGACAGGCCAUGGGAAAUACGAGAAGAUUUGAUGGUGAUCAUUACAGCGUCUACCCGAAUGAGUGAGAAAGUGAACUUCCCAGUGAUCGCUUGUGAGGAAUUUAAUACAGCAAUAACAUCUUUCCUGAUUCACCAAGAACAGAUAUACAUUAACAUAUAUGUAGUACAAUAUUUCAGUCAACUUUUCAAAACAUAAGGAAGAAACAGUUACACUAAAUUGUUACACUAAAUUGUAUGUGCUUUUAUGUUUUUAUUCUUUUAUUAUGAUUGUUCAAUUUUUGACUGUUCUAAUGGCAUGACGUUGGGACGUUUCCCUACAAUCUAUUUGUCGCAUGUAAAAAGCAAACUUAUUCUCAGAAAUCUGACCAAUUGCAACAGAAUAUAAAGUCUUAGUUUCUUUUUUUUCCCCCUCAGUAUUUUCUGAAGUAUUUGUGCUGAAAUUAUGCCCACUUAUAACAAUGUAUGAACUGAAUGUGAAUGUCAAAUAGAUCAAAUAGUGAUGAUUUUUGUCAACUGUUGUUAUAUUGAUUAUCUAUGCUAUUUUUAUACUAUGACACAUUGUUACAUUUAUAUAGACUUGAAUAGUAGAUUAACAGAAUAUUCCAAAAACAUUUUCCAAAUUCCUGCAGCUGAUUCUUAUGCAUUUUAAGUCACAAAUGUUUUUACUGUUAUAUUUUAUUACAAAUAUGACAUUGAUUUUCUUGCCCCUCUGCUCUAGUUCUUCAUAGUUUUGCAUUAUGCAUAAUUGACUACACUUUUUGGAUUUCAAGAAAACACUGGACUUUCUCCAUUUAUCAUAUUUAUAAUAUUAAUCUAAACAUGUUUGUUUAGUUACAAGCAUUGUGCUACCCACUGGUAUUGAGAAUGGUUAAAACAAGAAUGUCAUUUGUAGGCCAUUACAGCUUUUAUUUUCAAUAAAUUUGAUAUUUUGUAUGAUUCUUAAUUUAGAUUUUGGCUGCUUAUUCUCAAUGUAAAAUGGAAAUAUCAGAAUGGUUUUCACUUGAUAAGAUGUCUCAGUUAUGACAUGUUCCCAUGCAGUAAACUUCCACAACACAUCUAGGAUAGCUCAUUGGCCUAAUUUAAGGGUGAAAGCAAAUGAGCAAGUCAUCUGCUCCAUGUCACAGAGUGUGGUGCCACUUUCCACCCUCACUGUAAACCAAUGCCAAGAGAUCUGGGGGCAGUAGCCAUAGGUGGGGCAGCUACAUAAUAAAUCACUGAAAAUGUA